This is a messenger RNA of Armigeres subalbatus, 793 nucleotides long. Its product is annotated as mitochondrial import inner membrane translocase subunit Tim29. The coding region runs from base 147 to 767 and encodes 206 amino acids. The transcript has a single exon. Gene Ontology annotation, cellular component: TIM22 mitochondrial import inner membrane insertion complex. Lineage: Eukaryota; Metazoa; Arthropoda; Insecta; Diptera; Culicidae. The record is from RefSeq and is a predicted model, not a curated record. Gene Ontology annotation, biological process: protein insertion into mitochondrial inner membrane.
CAUGUACAAACUGUCAUCGUUAAACAGAAAAUGUAAACAACAUCAAGCACCAAUCCGGUAUUCGGUACAACAGUUAUGUAAAAUAUUUUCAAAAUUCUCGUAAUUUCAAUCGAAUUUGCCAUAAAAGUUUAAUUGUUGAAACUAUAAUGGCAUUACGUAGCGUUAGAUAUGCUUCAUCUUUUUUCCGCAACAAUGUGGACGCAAUCAAGCAGAAACGAACCGACCUAAAAACUCGGCUCGAUGCGAUUCAAUUUCCGGAGAAAUACAAAGGAACUAUCUGGGAGAAAUGGGCCACCUAUUGGAAGAACUUGGUACGAGACUACAAAGAAAUGGCAAUCGAUACAGGUAAAACGAUGCGCGAGCGACCGGUUCGCAGUGGAAUCUAUCUGACAUUGCUAGGUGGCACUUACUACUGCUGCGCCACCAAUCCGGACGAGGCCGACUUCGUGGACCGAUUUCGGCAGUGUACCAACGAGCUGCAGCUGGUGCAUCCCAGCUGCCAAAACCCGACCGCAGCUCAGCACAUCCAGUUUCUGCAGCGGUGCUACAAUGAAGGGAUCAUCCGGAGGAUAUCCCUCGGAGUGGUUUCCUUCAUCUGGUUGGACAAUUUUGACCGAGGGGUCGCCAUCUAUAAAGCCAUAUGUCCGUACUUGCAGCCCCGGUAUAUGACAUUCCACGAGCGGAUAGUGGAUGUGGGUUUCAACAACGAGUGGUGGAUGAUGCAGAAGAAAAUGGUCGAUUACGAUAUUAACGAGGAAAAUCUGUAGAAAAAAAUGCAGUAAGGUAACUAUUA